Molecule: messenger RNA, 6278 nt
Organism: Nematolebias whitei (Rio pearlfish)
Lineage: Eukaryota; Metazoa; Chordata; Actinopteri; Cyprinodontiformes; Rivulidae
Gene: iqgap1
Product: IQ motif containing GTPase activating protein 1
Exons: 37
Coding region: 220-5181 (1653 amino acids)
Biological process (GO): regulation of actin cytoskeleton organization; regulation of GTPase activity
Cellular component (GO): nucleus; cytoplasm
Molecular function (GO): calmodulin binding; GTPase activator activity; actin filament binding
Source: RefSeq, a predicted model, not a curated record
GAACACACCCAGUGACAUGAGGGAGGUCUGAAGGAGCAGAGAAAGUCUCGAACUGCUCAGAGGAGGACCGAGCGGUCCAGCCAGCGUCCCUGUCCGUGCCACGGCUGUCCGUCCCGGCGCAGAGGAGUGAACCAGGACCGUGGAGCUCAUUUUCUGUUUGUUUUCUGAAAGUUCACUUUGUUGUGAGGAGCUGAGUGUGAAGAGGAGCAGAGGAGGAGGAUGUCAACUUCAGAUGAGACCGACGGGCCGCGGCCCAGAUAUGGCUCUGUCCUGGACGGCGUGGAGCGACUCACGGCGGAGGAGAUGGACGAGCGGCGGCAGCAGAAUAUGGCCUACGAGUAUCUGUGUCACCUGGAGGAGGCCAAAAGAUGGAUGGAGGCCUGCCUGAAUGAGGAGUUGCCCCCAACGACAGAGCUGGAGGAGGGCUUGAGGAAUGGAGUCUAUCUGGCCAAACUGGCCAACUUCUUUGCCUCGCAGACGGUUUCCCUGAAGAAGAUCUACGAUCGUGAGCAGACGAGAUACAAGGCGACGGGUCUCCAUUUCAGACACACAGACAAUGUCAUCCAGUGGCUCAAUGCCAUGGCAGAGAAGGGGCUGCCGAAGAUCUUCUACCCCGAAACCACCGACAUCUAUGACAGAAAGAACAUGCCACGCUGCAUCUACUGCAUACAUGCCCUCAGCCUGUACUUGUUCAAGUUGGGUUUGGCCCCUCAGAUCCAGGAUCUGUAUGGAAAAGUUGACUUCACCGAGGAUGAGAUCAACAACAUGAAGAGUGAGCUGGAGAAGUAUGGGAUCCAGAUGCCCGCCUUCAGCAAGAUUGGAGGCAUCCUGGCCAAUGAACUUUCAGUGGAUGAAGCUGCCUUGCACGCUGCUGUGAUUGCCAUCAACGAGGCCAUCGAUCAGGGGGUACCAGAGGGCACGCUGGCCGCUAUGCAAAAUCCAAAUGCCAUGCUCGUCACCCUGGACCCCAGCUCCGCCCAGCAGUACCACGACACCCUUUACCGGGCCAAGGGGGAGAAGGUGGCCAGCUCGCGUAAACGGCAACUGGAGAACACGGACGCAGAGAGCGAUAUCUACGACGAGCUGCUCACCCAGGCUGAGAUCCAGGGCAACGUCAACACGGUCAAUGUGAGCAACGCCCUGAGCGCAGCCGAGCAGGCUCUGGUGGAUGGAGAUGAGGAGAAGCUGUACUCGGCCCUGAAGGCCGUCGGCGUUCAGAACCUGCAGCCUCAAAACAAAGGCUGGUACCUCAAACAGCUGCAGGGCGAGCGGGAGAGCAAGGAGCAGACCUCUCCAGGAGAAGCUUUAACGAAAGACGAGCUGCAGAGCGGCGUGGACGUGGCCAACGAAAUAGCAGAAGGCUACAGGAAGAUGUUGAAGGCCGUGGAGCGAAUCAACGCUGCCAUCAGAGCAGGCGUGCCCGAGAAGACUGUGGAGGAGCUGAUGAACCCCGACGCUCAGCUGCCCGAGGUCUACCCGAGCGCCGCAGACCUCUAUCAGAGAGAGCUGGCAUGUCUGCAGCAGCAGAGCCAGGAGGGCAACCUGAACCACCCUGAACUGCUGGUUGCUGUGGAAAUGCUGUCCUCCGUGGUUCUGAUGAACCAGGCCAUGGACGUUGGGGACCGGGCCGCCCUGUGGAAACAGCUGUCCAGCUCUGUGACCGGCCUGAGCAACGUGGAGGACGAGUACGCUCAGAGGUACAUGGACGAACUGAUGCGUCUGAAAGCUGCAGCCCGAGAGGAAGGGAACGACUUCCUGACCUGGAACGACAUCCAGGCCUGCAUCGACCAAGUGAACCUGGCCGUGCACGAGGAGCACGAACGAAUUGCAGCCAUUGGCCGGAUCAACGAGGCCCUGGAUGAAGGGGAUCCCAUGAAGACCCUGGAAAUGCUGCAGAACCCUGCAGCCAAGCUGACAGACGUGGACCCGCCCGUGGCUCAGCACUACCACGACAUUCUGCUGGAGACCCGCAGAGAGAAGGCCCAUGAGACGCAGGACCCCUCAGCUGUGUUGUGGCUGGACGAGAUCCAGGAUGCCAUUUUAAGGGCCAACCAGAAUACAAAGGACGCCUUACAGUUCUCUCAGUCCAUCCAGGCCAUCAACGAGGCGGUGGACGGUGAAGAUGCAGCUCAGACUCUGGCUGCUCUGCGUAAUCCUGGAGCAGGACUUUAUGGCAUCACCUCGGAGUGUGCGCAGACCUACCAGGGCGACCUGGCCAAAGUUAAAGAGGAGAAGAAGAAAGAAGGUGAUAAUGGCAGUGACUGGGUGCAACACUGGGUGAAAGGAGGACACAAAUAUUUCUACAACCUGCAGACCAAGGAGGGCACAUGGGAGCAACCAGAAGGCUUUGUACAAAACAACACCCAGCUCAACAAGGAGGACAUCCAGGGGGUGGUUUCUGGGGUGACCACAGCUUACAACCGGGAGCAGCUCUGGCUGGCCAAUGAGACUCUAAUCACCAAGCUCCAGGCGCGUUGCCAUGGUUACCUGGUGAGAAAAGGCCUGAAGGAGCGCAUGAACUUCCUGAAAUCUCAAGACCCAGCAGUUACGUGCAUACAGGCCCACUGGAAAGGCUACAAACAGAGGAAGGACUUCAAAGAGCGUAAGGAGUAUCUGGAAGAUCACACCGACGAGGCUGUGAAGAUCCAGUCCAUGGUUCGCAUGCAUCAGGCUCGUAAGAAGUACAGAGAUCGUCUCCAGUACUUCAGAGAUCACAUCAAUGAUGUGGUGAAGAUUCAGGCGUUCAUUCGAGCCAACAAGGCGAGGGAUGACUACAAGACUCUGAUCAACGCUGAGGAUCCACCGAUGGCGGUGGUGAGGAAGUUUGUCCACCUGCUGGACCACAGCGACCAGGACUUCCAGGAGGAGCUGGAGCUGAUGAGGCUGCGUGAGGAGGUGGUCACCAACAUCCGCUCCAACCAGCAGCUGGAGAACGACCUGAACCUGAUGGACAUCAAGAUCGGCCUGCUGGUGAAGAACAAGAUCACUCUGCAGGACGUGGUGUCCCACAGCAAGAAGCUGACCAAGAAGAACAAGAGCCAGCUGUCGGACAUGAUGAUGAUGAACAAGCAGAGGGGGGGCCUGAAGGCUCUCAGCAAGGAGAAAAGGGUCAAGCUGGAGGCCUACCAGCACCUGUUUUACCUUUUACAGACCAACCCGACAUAUCUCGCCAAGCUGAUCUUCCAGAUGCCCCAGAAUAAAUCCACAAAGUUCAUGGACUCCGUCAUCUUCACUCUGUACAACUACGCCUCAAACCAGAGAGAGGAGUACCUCCUCCUCAGGCUGUUCAAGACGGCUCUGCAAGAGGAGAUCAAGUCCAAAGUGGACCAGAUGAAGGAGAUCGUCACAGGAAACCCAACAGUGAUCAAGAUGGUGGUGAGCUUCCACAGAGGUGCGCGGGGACAGAACGCCCUGAGGCAGAUCCUGGCACCGGUCGUCAAGGAGAUCAUGGAGGACAAAACGCUAAACAUUAAGACCGACCCGGUGGACAUCUACAAGGCCUGGGUGAACCAGAUGGAGACGCAGACGGGAGAGGCCAGUAAGCUGCCCUAUGAUGUCACUCCAGAACAAGCUAUGGCCCACGAGGAGGUGAGGGCCAGACUGGAGGCGUCCAUCAAGAACACCAAGAACAUCACCGACAAAUUCCUGUCUGCAAUCAUCGUCUCAGUGGACACGAUUCCAUAUGGAAUGCGGUUUAUCUCCAAGGUUCUGAAGGACACUCUACACGAGAAGUUCCCAGAUUCUACAGAAGAUGAGCUACUCAAGAUUGUGGGGAACCUUUUGUAUUACCGCUACAUGAACCCUGCCAUUGUGGCGCCGGACGCCUUCGACAUCAUCGAGAUGUCCGCUGGCGGUCAGCUGACCACCGAGCAGCGCAGAAACCUGGGCUCUGUGGCUAAGAUGCUGCAACACGCUGCAUCCAAUAAGAUGUUCCUGGGAGACAACGCACACCUGAACCCCAUCAACGAGUACCUGACUGCCUCCUACCAGAAGUUCAGACGUUUCUUCCUGGCAGCUUGUGACGUUCCCCCACUGGAAGAUAAGUUCAACGUGGAUCAGUACUCUGACCUGGUCACCGUCACCAAACCUGUCAUCUACAUCUCCAUCGGAGAGAUCAUCAACACCCACACUCUGCUGCUGGACCACCAGGACGCCAUUGCUCCAGAGCACAACGACCCCAUCCAUGAGCUGCUUGAGGACCUGGGUGAAGUUCCCACUGUGGAGUCUCUCAUUGGGGAGAAUCCUCUUCCUCCUGAUGACCCCAACAAGGAGCUGAUGGGGAAGACGGAGGUCUCCCUCACACUCACCAACAAGUUCGAUGUUCCUGGGGAGGCCAAUGCUGAGAUGGACGCCAGGACCCUCCUGCUCAACACCAAGAGACUCAUCGUGGAUGUGAUCCGGUUCCAGCCUGGAGAGACCCUGACGGAGAUCCUGGAUUUGACAGCCAGUCCAGAACAGGAAGCAGAGUAUCAGCGGGCCAUGCAGCGGAGGGCCAUCAGAGACGCAAAGACUCCAGAGAAGAUGAAGCAGGUCAAACCGGUGGUGGACGACAGCCUGACUCUGCAGGGCAAGAAGGACAAGAUCAAGAGUAACCUGCAGAGGCUGGCGGAGCUGGGGAAGGUCCACCCUGAGAACCGCUACCAGGACCUGAUCAACGACAUCGCCAAGGACAUCAGGAACCAGAGACGGUAUCGGCAGCGCAGGAAGGCCGAGCUGGUGAAGCUUCAACAGACCAACACAGGCUUGAACUCAAAGACCAGUUUUUACAACAUGCAGAUCGACUCCUACAACCAGUACAUCAAGACUUGCAUGGACAACCUGGCCAGCAAGGGCAAGUUGUCCAAGAAGCUCGGAGACAACAAGACCAAGAAGAGCAAACAGGUUUCCCAGAAAUACACGGCAGCCCGGCUCCAUGAGAAGGGGGUUCUGAUCUCCAUAGAUGAUCUGCAGCCCAACCAGUACAAGAACGUUAUUUUUGAGAUCUCUCCAUCGGAAGCUGUUGGAGUGUUUGAUGUGAAAGCCAAGCUCAUGGGUGUCCAUUUGGAGACGUUACAGUUAGAAUAUCAGGAUCUCCUGCAGCUGCAGUACGAAGGCGUGGCCGUCAUGAAGCUCUUCGACAGAGCCACCGUCAACGUCAACCUGCUGAUUUUCCUCCUCAACAAGAAGUUUUAUGGGAAAUAGUAAAAAGCCGAGGAGCAAAGGGCCACAGACAAUGGAUUUUAUCACAGAACUCGCCUCUGGGGGGGUUGUUGCUUUAAACCCCAGUGUACCUUCUCUGCUGUGCCUGUGCAGAUUUAUGUGCUUUUUUUUUAAUCCACGCCAUGUGCCUUACUGGUAAUGUGCAAGUUGUUCUGUAACUGCAGCUUGGUCACAAAUGUCUACUUUUAGCUGUCAGUCCUGCAGUUAUCAUGUGCAUGAGCUUUGAUGUAAAGACGUUGAUGUAUGUAGCUGUUAGUGAACCUCGUCCUGCUGAGCGUGUCCUCCGUGCUUCGCUCGUACGCUGGACGUGGUUUGAUCUCAGACUGAGCAAAUCAAAUGAUGCACUUCUUUUCUUCUCGUCCUCGAACUCUUUAGUUUAUAUGUUUAACUGAUGUUUACCCAUCAUCAAGAGAACUAGUUGUAUAUUUGAGUAGGAAAUCAGAUGCUGUAGUUAAACCUUUGUCUUUUUUAUGUUUCUUGAUCACGAGUCACGAAUGGAUUCAGUCUGUUGUCUCUAAACGGGCCUCCACCGGUCCAGAUGAUGGUUUGUCGUUACAGCCUGAAAAUGACCAGCAGCAUCUAUCAGUGCUCAACCAGGAUUUAAAUAAAUCUGCUCAUGUAGUCACUUUUCAUCCGACACAGAUUUGUCCUUAAGGUUGGAGACAACUGAACCAGAUGAUUGCAGAAGUCUCUUCAGGAGAACCACGACUGUAUUUGAGUUUUCCUCUCGUCUGCCUGAAAAUGCUUGGAGUUUGUCUUUAUUUAUAUUUGUCUCAGUCGGUGGUGAGCUCAUGUCAAAGCUGCGAUGGAUCGGGGGAGUUGGAGGCAUCAACCCUGGGGUCCGCCGGGUGUCGCUCUGCACCUUCCUGGGGUUUUGUUUUUCCUCUGAUUGAUUUUCUCAACUCCAGAUUUGACUCAGUCUCGUGAAGAAAAUGGAUUUUUGUUCAGUCUUGUUUAAUUAUUUUCAGAGGCCGGGGGUUGUUUGAAAGUGGCUCGUUGUGCUGUUGGUCUGAUUGAAUCCCAGAGGGUGGUGUGUAUUUGACUUUGUACCUGUUUUGGAAUAAAGAUUUGUCAAUUCA